Hippocampus zosterae (dwarf seahorse) is the source of this 5861-nucleotide messenger RNA. It is a transcript of the gene cntnap1, whose product is annotated as contactin associated protein 1. The record is from RefSeq and is a predicted model, not a curated record. Bases 689 to 4615 code for a protein of 1308 amino acids. NCBI's taxonomy places the organism in Eukaryota, Metazoa, Chordata, Actinopteri, Syngnathiformes, Syngnathidae. The transcript has 24 exons.
GGCAAAGCAGCUGGCACCAUCAUCAUCAUUAUUACCCUAACCCCGUUCUGGAACGUUUGCGGCCAGACAGGUCGCUGACAGCCAGCCUACAAAGGAUGUCCAGGUCUAUUUCUGGAACCAUUUCUUAGACGCGCUCACUAAACACGACACGAUCCGACCAGCUUAAAAGCGGGGAAUUGUGCCAAACCGGGAUAUGUAAUGUCAGACGAGCGGCGGCAAGCAUCUUUUUAUGCCUGGUGAUAUAAGAGACCUGAUGGAUUAUUUUUAAAUUGAUUUUUUUUUUUAAAGGUCCCUUAAGAAGACUUCUUUGGAAAAGCCCUUUUGGGGAUCGAUUCGGCUAUACUCUGCAGCGCAAGCAGAGAAACUUCUUCCCCACCCGCUUGCCUGCAAACAACCGCUGUGCUCUUACAAAAAGGCGCAUUAGCGUCACAACGUUCAAGCAUUUGGACUAUCAAGGGGAAAAGAGGAGGUGCGCGCUCUCGGGCCGGUCGCAGCAUCAGCACCAGUAUUCCAUGCGCGUGCCCGCACCGGUAGAAGCUGCCCGGGAAGAAGAAGAGGAGUUGGAGGAGUUAAAGUUGGACCGGGGUGGGGGGAAAUAAAGAAGAGAGGAUGCGUUGAAAAGACGUUCCACCGUCUGAUUAACAUUUUCGAUGCGGGGGUGGGGAAAAAAGGCGCCCGAGAUUGAAGGAUGACUUGCAAAAUAUUGACUUUAUGUUUCUUGUCUUUGGCUGUGCGACGCUGCUCUUCGCAAGAAUGCGUGGACCCACUGGUGUCGGGCCUCUACGCCUCUUCCUUCCUGGCCUCAUCCAGAUAUAACUUUCUCUACUCUGCCAAUUUUGCCAAGUUGUAUGGCAGCAGUGGCUGGUCACCCUCCCCCAGAGAUCGGCAGCCGUGGCUGCAGGUGGAUCUGGGUAGGAAGUACCGUCUAAGGGCCAUCGCCACCCAGGGCACCUUCAACUCGUAUGAUUGGGUCACCAAGUACACCCUUCUUUACGGAGACAGGCCAGACGCAUGGACGCCAUAUAUCAUGAAAGGAGGCAACUCGACUUUGCCUGGGAACUGGAAUUAUUAUCAGGUGAAGAGGAACGUCUUCCAUUACGCCUUCACAGCCAAACACAUUCGCCUGCUUCCUUUGGCGUGGAACACAGAGAACGGAGGGAAGAUCGGUGUGAGGCUGGAGCUGUUUGGAUGCCAUUACGAUUCACAUGUGCUGCAGUACAACGGGGACGACUCGGUCGUCUAUACGUACCCCGGGAAGCGGUCCCGCACGUUAAAUGACCACAUUGCCAUAAACUUCAAAACCCUGGAGCAGGAUGGUGUGCUGCUACACAGCGAUGGAGUUCAGGGAGACCUCUUCACUCUCGAACUAAAGAGAGGUCGACUCUACCUACACAUCAGCCUCGGAAGUAGCGUUAUACACAAAACCGAUGGUCGCACCACUCUAGUAGCUGGCAGCCUUCUCGACAACCUACACUGGCAUUACGUCACCAUUAAGCGCUCAGGCCGUCAGGUGAACUUCACUGUUGACAGCCAGACGGUGACGGCCGUCUGUAACGGAGAGUUUAGUCACCUGGAUCUGGACAACAAGUUGUAUGUUGGUGGCGUCAUCGAGCCCAAAAUGCCUCACCUCCCCACUACCCCAAAUUUUCGGGGUUGCCUGGAGAACGUCUUCAUCAACGGCAUCAACAUCAUCUAUAAGGCUAAGCAGGAAGAAGCGGACAUCAUCAUACCAAGAAAGAAAAAGAUGCAUUUUGCCUGCCGGGACAUUCUUCUCAAACCGAUGACCUUCGCCGGACCGAACAACUACCUACAAGUGCCGGGCUUCUUUAGAAGGCCACGCAUGUUUGUAAAGUUCAAGUUCCGCUCGUGGGACUACACGGGGUUGCUCAUGUUCACUCGCUUUGCCGACGACCUCGGCGCCCUGGAGCUCGGCCUUAGCGAGGGGCAGAUCAAUGUCACCAUCUUUCAGCCUGGCAAGAAAAAACUGCAAUUUGCCGCAGGUUACAGGCUGAAUGACGGCUACUGGCAUUCGGUCGAUUUGGCGGCAAGAGAUAACCUCCUCACCCUCACAAUCGAUGAGGAGGAGGGUUCGCCGCUGAAGAUCACGAACCCUUUCACCAUACGUACUGGAGACCGUUACUUCUUUGGAGGUUGUCCCAAAACCAACAACACCAUCAGGAAGUGUGAGACCAAGCUAAACCGCUUUCACGGUUGCAUGCAGCAUAUCUUCAUCGACAACGAGCAGCUCGACAUCGACAUUAUUUUGCAGCGGCAGUGGGGGCGCUAUGCUGAACUCCUGUUGGGAACUUGUGGCAUUACUGACAGAUGUAGUCCCAAUCCAUGUGAGCAUGAAGGCAGAUGCAUACAGUCGUGGGAUGACUUCAUUUGUCUAUGUGAAAACACCGGUUAUAAAGGGGAAGUGUGUCACAUGUCUGUGUAUAAAGAGUCGUGCGAAGCCUACAGACUCAGCGGAAAGUACUGGUCUGGAAACUACACCAUUGAUCCAGAUCUGAGCGGACCGCUAAAGCCAUUCGAAGUAUACUGUAAAAUGAAGUCAUACAAAGCUUGGACUGUGAUCUUGCACGACCGGGUGGAUGGUACGAAGGUAACAGGGAGUUCAAUUGAUAAGCCGUACAUCGGGAACGUCAACUACUGGAACGCAUCUUGGGAUGAAGUCACCGCCCUGGCCAACACCUCCUUGUACUGUGAGCAGUGGGUCGACUAUUCAUGCUAUAAGUCCCGUUUCCUCAACACGCCCGGUGGAAGACCGUUUGGUUACUGGAUUGGUCGCAAUAAUGAGAGUCAUUACUACUGGGGAGGAACGUUCAGAGAGGUUCAAAAGUGUGGCUGCGCCAUCAACCAGACCUGUGUUGACCCAAAGUAUCAAUGUAACUGUGAUGCAGACUAUAGACAAUGGUACUCCGAUAAGGGCUACUUGGACUUUAGGGACCAUCUUCCUGUCAGGAGGGUGGUGGUUGGCGACACCAACAGGACUGGCUCAGAAGCACAGUUCACAGUAGGACCUCUUCGUUGCCACGGAGAUAGAAACAUCUGGAACACAAUAUCUUUCACCAAACCCGCCAACAUAACCUUCCCCACUUUCAAGCCGGGCUCGAGUGCCGACAUCUCCUUCCACUUCAAAACGUAUCGAUAUGACUCAGUCUUCUUGGAGAACUCCGACGAUCACCUUAAAAACUUUAUCCGGAUAGAGCUCAACACGACCCAUCAUCUUGUAUUCGUCUUCAUGGUGGGCGAUGGCAUCCAGAAUGUGACACUACGCUCCCCAGUGCCACUCAAUGACAAUGAGUGGCACUUUGUCCAGGCUGAGAUUAAUGUGAAAUUAGCUCGCAUCAAGGUCGAUUACCAGCCCUGGACUGUCAAACGUUUCCCCAGUCAGACUUUUGUCACCAUGAACUUUACGAAUCCUCUUGUUGUAGGUUCCCGUAACCGCACCCAAAAACCCUUCUUGGGUUGCCUCCGAGGGUUGCGGCUCAACGGUGUUCCUCUGGAUUUGGAAGGGAAAGUUGAUGAAGAAAAAGGGAUCAGGAGGAACUGUACCGGCCAGUGUCUCAAUGCUACCAUACCUUGCCGUAACAGCGGUCAGUGUAUCGAGGGCUAUGCUUCCUACACCUGCGACUGCAACAACACCGCAUUUGAUGGGUUCUACUGCCAUAAAGACAUUGGUGCCUACUUUGAGCUCGGCUCCUGGCUGAAGUACAAUGUGCGGAAGAAGCCAAUAUCGGACGAAGCAGCUUGGGCUAACUGGAUUGACCCGCAUUACGACAAUUUCAGUCUGGGGUAUAACGACACGGCGGACGACAUAGAAUUCAGCUUCAGCACAAUCUACAAACCAGCUGUGCUGCUCUACAUCAGCUCCUUUGUCCAUGACUACAUUGCCGUCGUACUCAAGACUGAUGGUAGCGUGGAUUUGAGGUAUAAAUUGGGACUCAUCACCCACAAGUACGAGCUGACCCGCCGUAACCUCGCGGAUGGAUACCCACAUUAUAUUAACAUCACCAGGCACAACAGGACUAUCAAAACGCAGGUGGAUUUUAUGGAGCCCAUUGUUGAAAAGAUAACUUUAGUGGAGGAUGCAAGAUUUGACUCUCCAAAGUCCAUGUUCUUGGGCAGAGUGAUGGAGGUCGGCGACAUUGACUACGAAAUCCAGAGGCACAAUGCGCCAGGCUUCAUUGGCUGCAUCUCCGGCGUGAGAUACAACGUCUAUGCCCCUUUAAAGGCUCUUUUCAGGCCAAAUGAAACGGACCCUCCGGUGACAACGCAAGGUUAUGUCUCGGAGUCCAAUUGCGGCGCCUUCCCUCCUGUUCUGGGUUACGUGCCGUGGGAGGUGGAUCCAUGGUUUACCACCAUAGAUUACAUAUACAUCCAUGAUGACCUUGGCCUAUUUUGGAUAAUAGUCAUCGUCAUCCUGGCGCUGCUUCUUCUGCUGGCGGGCUUGUAUAGCAUCUAUGUGUAUGCGUACCAGCAGAAGGGCACCUACCGCACCAACGAGCCCAAACACUUGGAGUCGCCCAGCAGCUCCCGGCCCCUCACGGAGACCCUCAGACGAGAAAAGAAGGUCCUACCUGAAAUUGACGAAGAAUUCAGGAGCGGCUAAACGAAUAAACCACACGCAUGGGACCAAUGGGACAGUGACUUUUUGGAAGGACUUACAUAAUUACAUACAUGUCUUUGCGUUGAUUCUUUUGAUUAUGUUGGUAGUCGUCUGAGGGGUAUGACUUGUGGGUUUAGCUACGAUCACAGUUCAUAAACAGACCAAGAGAGUGCAGACAACAAAGGUAUCACCAGAACAAUGCUAGCUAAUGCAUGCUAACGACUGUAGCAGGGAGGGCCAUGAUUUGAGCAGUGGCCCUCGGGCCUGUGGGCUACACCGUCACUUACCAGAACACCCAAAAGUGAUAUAAUAAACUUGCUGCAAUUCAAAGCACGCAUUUUUAAUUACCUGUAUUGCUUAAAUGUUGUUGAGUCACGCUGAAAGGUCGAUGGGGAGUCACUCGGCUGUGCGUGUUGUCGUCGUUUCUGGAAUCCUCUCGGAUAUCCUGCUUAAAGACUUAAAGCAAGGCAUUUGAUUACUUUCUGCAAAUCAUCCGUAAAUCUGUGGACGGACAGGUGGACUUACCUUAGCGGUGAGAUCCACUUUUGUGGUGAGUCUAGCCAUGAGGUCAACUGAUACCUGGAGAGUAAUGGGAGAUGUGGAAGCAGAGUAUUUGGCAUUCCAGAGACGUACAGCAAACUGGGGACAGUUGAGGGGAUUAUCCAGCAUUCAAUCCCAAUUUGAUGAUUAAAAAUUGGUCAUUAAGAUGCGGAACAGAUCUACCCAUGUGGCAGCAGAGGUCUGACUGUUGUUGUUUUUGGGCUAAAUGGGCACCAAAAUGUCCUCAGUCAGUGAGCUGGUCUCAAAUUUGAUUGAAUACAUCAUAUGUUCAAUUGCCCAUCUUGACUAGCUAUCAUGCAGGCCUCUCGGGGAAAAAUACGUAAACCCACAAGCAAUAACCAGUGAGGACAAAACCAAAUUACCACCAGAGUCAUCUGGUUUAGGGUUUCCAAUUUUUUCAUCUCUUCUUUUUGUUGUGUAUUUUUUUUAAACCCCAGUUUGCGUGGGAUGCAAUGCCUGGUGCUGUACAACGUUUGUAUUUUGCGAAGUUCAAGGCCCUCCACAUGCAAGUCUCACACUGUCCUGCAGGGUGAAAUACUGAAGUGCCUCAUCUGAGCAAGGUUGCCCCCUCCCAAACCCCGUUCAAGUUACUACAAACGCAGAUGGCGUUUGGAUCCAAGAACAAGGAAUCAGACUGACAAUCUGGUGACAUCCUAUCCCUCAAUGUGUCCAUGCAAAAAAAAAACAA